Nerophis lumbriciformis (worm pipefish) is the source of this 417-nucleotide messenger RNA. The record is from RefSeq and is a predicted model, not a curated record. Lineage: Eukaryota; Metazoa; Chordata; Actinopteri; Syngnathiformes; Syngnathidae.
AUGCGGGCGUUUUUCUUGUUAGCGCUGACGGCGCUGUCCCUGAGCCCAGUGCUGGUCCACGGGUCCGAGAAGAAGAAACUUCAGAUCGGUAUCAAGAAGCGAGUGGACAAUUGCCCCAUCAAGUCCCGCAAUGGAGACGUGCUGAACAUGCAUUACACCGGGAAGCUGGAGGACGGCACCGAGUUUGACAGCAGCAUUCCCCGUGGCAGACCCUUCACCUUCACACUGGGCAGCGGUCAAGUGAUUAAAGGUUGGGACCAAGGCCUGCUUGGCAUGUGCGAGGGAGAGAAGAGGAAGUUGGUCAUCCCCUCCGAGCUUGGUUACGGAGACCGAGGAGCGCCACCCAAGAUCCCGGGAGGAGCGACCUUGAUCUUUGAGGUGGAGUUGCUCAGCAUCGAGAAGAGAUCCGAGCUUUGA